Miscanthus lutarioriparius is the source of this 978-nucleotide messenger RNA. NCBI's taxonomy places the organism in Eukaryota, Viridiplantae, Streptophyta, Magnoliopsida, Poales, Poaceae. The record is from the annotation of a GenBank genome assembly.
AUGGAACACUGUAUUCCUGCUAGGAAGUUAGUUAGGAGUGCGGACAAGCAAGCAAAGACGGCCACAGCAAAGGUGCAGACGCCAAACGGAUUGUGUGCAACGCUAGCGGAGGAUGAGCUCCUGGUUCCACAGGCUGCGGCGCAAGACAGCCGGGGCCUCGGCGAUCGCGAGCGCCGCCGCCGUCGCCGAACCCCCGGCGCCGCCUCCCUGCUCGCCGAACAGGGCGUCCUACUACGUCCCAAGCCGGGACCGCGCCCUCGCCCUCCCGCGCCCGCCCGGCCGUCGCCAGGAGGACAACCCAAAGCUCCGGGACACCCGCUUCCCCCGCGCAGCCCGCAGCCGAGCGACAUCGUCUUCGACGUCGUCGCCGCCCGCCGCGACGACCAGUUCAGCGCCGCCGCCGCGCCGGAGCUCAAGCUGCGGCCCAUCCUCACGAGGCUGCCGCCCAGGCCAGACGCCGACGCCGACGCCGACGCCGGCGGCGGCAGCAGCAGCGCGGCCGCGUCGCCCACGGGCAGGGCGCGCCCACCACCACGGUUCCACACCGCGAAGGGCGGGGCGGCGCCGCCGGACCACCAUAGGCGGAAUAAGGCGGAGGAGGAGGAGGAGGCCUGCACGCGGAAACAGAGCCGGAGCCGGUGCCGGAAGCUGCGGCGCGCCGGCAGGCGCCGGUGGGUGUACGAGAGCCUGGUGGUGGUGAAGGAGUCGGCGGACCCCGAGGAGGACUUCCUGGAGAGCAUGGCGGAGAUGAUCGCGGCCAACGGCGUGCGGUCGCCGCGGGGACUGGAGGAGCUCCUCGCCUGCUACCUCGCGCUCAACGCCGCUGACCACCACCGCGCCAUCGUCUCCGCGUUCCGCCGCGCGUGGCUGCACCUCCACCUGCACUGCGCGCCGCCGACGACGCCGACGCCGACGCCGACGCUGGCGAGGGGACAGCGCUGCAUGCAUGAGCAUGAAUCGUGCGUCGUUGUAGAUUAG